This is a messenger RNA of Pseudopipra pipra, 4171 nucleotides long. It is a transcript of the gene SLC25A32, whose product is annotated as solute carrier family 25 member 32. The record is from RefSeq and is a predicted model, not a curated record. Lineage: Eukaryota; Metazoa; Chordata; Aves; Passeriformes; Pipridae. Gene Ontology annotation, biological process: folate import into mitochondrion; nucleotide transport. Gene Ontology annotation, cellular component: mitochondrion. The coding region runs from base 21 to 986 and encodes 321 amino acids. The transcript is spliced from 7 exons. Gene Ontology annotation, molecular function: FAD transmembrane transporter activity; folic acid transmembrane transporter activity.
CUGCCCGCGCGCCGCCGGCGAUGGGCGCCUCGGGUCCCGCGUGCGCCGCGCGCGAGCCGCCCGCGCUGGAGCCGCGCGCGCCGUCCCUGCUGCGGCACGUGCGGCUGGAGAACCUGGCGGCGGGAAUGAGCGGCGGCGUCCUGUCCACCCUGGCGCUGCACCCGCUCGACCUCGUCAAGAUCCGCUUCGCAGUAAGUGAUGGAUUGGAGCUGAGGCCAAAAUACAAUGGGAUUCUCCACUGCAUGACCACUGUCUGGAAGCAUGAAGGACUACGAGGCUUAUAUCAGGGGGUAACUCCAAACAUGGUGGGAGCAGGGGCUUCCUGGGGACUUUACUUUUUCUUUUACAAUGCCAUCAAAGCUUACAAGAAGGAAGGAAAGAUGGAAAGUCUCAGUGCAACCGAACACCUAGUGUCAGCUGCAGAGGCUGGAGCCAUGACUCUCUGUAUUACAAACCCAAUAUGGGUAACGAAGACACGACUGGUGCUGCAAUACAACGCUGGCGUUGAUCCAUCAAAGCGGCAAUACAGAGGAAUGGUUGAUGCUCUUAUAAAGAUAUACAAGACAGAGGGCAUUCGUGGCUUGUAUAAGGGAUUUGUGCCUGGUCUAUUUGGAACUUCACAUGGAGCACUUCAGUUCAUGGCAUAUGAGGAUUUGAAAGAGAGAUACAACAAGUAUAGAAACAGAGUAUCAGAUACAAAAUUGAACACUGUGGAAUACAUAAUGAUGGCAGCUGUAUCCAAAAUAUUUGCUGUGUCAGCAACAUACCCCUAUCAAGUUGUGCGAGCUCGUCUUCAAGAUCAGCAUAACACGUAUUCUGGUGUGUUUGAUGUGAUCCGCAGGACAUGGAGGAAAGAAGGAAUUCAUGGAUUUUACAAAGGAAUUAUCCCCAAUGUGAUCAGAGUGACUCCUGCCUGCUGUAUUACCUUUGUAGUUUAUGAAAAUGUGUCUGGCUUUUUACUUGGUUUUAGAAAAGAAAAUAAUUAAAAGUACAAACUUGUGUUCAUAAGGAAUCUAUCCAUUAUUUUUUAUAUUUAUGAUCUGGGAAAAACUUAGUUCAGCAGUCUUUUUUGACACUGAAUUGAUCUAGUAUUUUGAGGAAAGAAUAUAGAGACAGUAAAACCCUGCCAGCAUCUCUCCUGUUGAACGUUCCUGUGUUGCUGCUUUCCUCUCUAUCAGCUGUGUCUGCUUGAAACAGAUGUCUGCAACUGUGAAAAAAUAGCACUGUGACUGGGUGAAGGCAGCUGUGCAGCAACUCAGUUCAUCCUGGCCUGCCUGGAAUAACCGACUAAGCUGUUUCAACAAGUCUCGAGAUAACAGUUGGUCAGAUUCUACUCCUGCAUAAGUGGAAAACUUCAUGUAAAAGCAACUCUGGUGCCUGAGUCUCAUGAAAGAACGAGCAAUGUCUUCUGAAUCCACCUCUGUGUUACUUGUCAGAUUUUAGGAUAUGGAAUGCUCCAGAUUCUGUUGCUCAUCCAACACAAAAAUUCUGCCUCAGUGGGGUGCAGUUUGGAAACCAAUAUUGUUUUUUAAGACAGCUGUCCAUUCUUGGGUUUGAAUAAUUGCCAAUCUGAUGCAACCCAGUUCUUGUCUCAUACCAGGACAGACUUGCGUUGCGGGUUUUGACUUGGUUUUAGCACCAGACCAAAAUGUAUGUUGUGUGUAUUGCUCACCACUUACUUAAUUCAUUUUCUCUCUCUUCCCUUCUCUCUGCAUCUCUGUCUCUCUAUACCAGAGUCUGUCUCCAUUACUGAUACAUCUGACCAAAUAUUACUAAGCAAAUAUAUAUUUGAAAGUGGGCUUACAUUUUAAAAAUGAGGAUUUUUUUCUAGUAAUCCAUAGUGAUGCAGCGUUCAAACCACUGUAAAUAACAAAUAUGACCAUGCUUAUUUCCAGUAAUAUUAUCUGGAAAAGAAGUCUGUAACUAGUCUAAAAAAAUCUGGUGCACGGGACUUUCUUUUAAAAAAGCAGAAUGAUCCUUUAAUGCCUUCUGAUUAGCUUAAGGAAAGGACUGUUAAGAAUGUAUUGAUUGGUAAUUUAGUCAUAAGUUAAAUUACAGUACCUCUCAUUAAAUUUGUAUAGUAAUGAUGGUUGGUUGCUUGCCAGUAAUUGCUGUCAAGGAUAUGUACUUUUUGGAAGUCUAGGUUUGCUGGUUUGGGGUUUUUGUAGUUCUUUAAGAAAAUACAUUACUGACCAUAAUAUCUGCCUUCUGCUGUUAGUAAGAAGAUAUUAAGAAAUAUCUAGAAAGUAUCACUUAACUAUGAAAUAAAUUAGCAAAGAUUAUUGAACAGGUAGGGGGAAAUUAAUCCGUUACAUAACGAGCAGAAUAAUCCUUCAUAGUCACUUAAAGAAGUUUCCUGUUUACCAGACUAAUUUAAAGCAGAAAGAAGGGUUUUUAAUAAAAAUUUAACAGAUUAGGGAAUUGGUUUCAUUUUUAAGUUAAAAUCUGGAAAACUACAGAAACUACUGAGUAUUUUAAAUCUAAAUUCAGCAACCCACUUGCUUGUUUCUGUUGAUACUAUUGCCACAUACCACAUUUUUUGUGUAACUAACUUUAUUAAUAAUUUCCACUUUUUCUUCCACAUUCCCAUCCUCUCUACUGAUACAGUUGAUAAUCUCAUCUGGGGUCAUUAUGGCUGGAUUUGGUUUUUAUUACUGAAGGUUCCAUGUGUAUUUAGCUAAACAUAAAUUUACUGGAAGUUUACCAUGCAAAUUACUAUGUAAAUCCAUAACAGCUACUAACUUCUGCCUUUGGAGGGUGUUUACUUGGGUUUGUGUGUUUUCUGGUACACAGAAUGAAUUUAAUGGAAUGCUGAAUUAACUCUGCCAGCCAGGGUCCAAAAAUAUUGUGAAGACAUGAAAAAAAAUCGUAAAGACAAGAAUAAAACCUAUGCACGUACUACCCUGGAUCAGUGUGCUCUAGGCCCAAAACAGCUUACUCAUACCUGCAAACACAGGCUGCAAGCAUGUGCACAAUCAGUUACUGUAUGUUAACUGACUUUCUGUAAAUUCACUCCAUAGCUCAGCUCAUAGUACCUUGUUUGUGUUCAGGUACCUUAAAACCCAUCGUCCAAUCCAAUGAAAACAGUACAGCCCUUCAGAGGCAGAAUACCAGCUCUGUAACUUGCUGGCUUGCAGCAAAUCCCACACAUAAACUUGCAGUUGGGAAAGCCCAGUGCUCCCCUUGCUGCAGGUGUGCUCCUCUGGCAUCCCCCACAAAAGAUCCAGGCAAGAGCUACCAAUCUGAGAGAUGCCUGGAGAAUCUCUUACAGCUUUUUCAGAAAAGAAGCUUGAAUUUAAUCCUAAAUAGCUGAAAUAAAAUAAUUAUUUCAGAUUUAAUGUUUUUUUCCUUUUAAUUUUUGGGAAGACUGUAGAUUUCUGCAUGUUGUACAUGCUUUUCUUGGGGUUUUUUAUUUCAUUAAUGUAAAAUUGAUUUUGUAAUACAAACAUGACUAUUGUUUCUCUUUAGAACAUGUACAAUUUUUAAAAAAUUUGAGUAUAUCACUUGCAGAAUUUGGAAGAAAAUACUUAAAACACUGCAGCUAAUGCUCUACCAGCAUGAUAGGUGUUGUCACUCACUUGUAAACAGCUGUGACAUUGUUUCACUUUACCACUACCCUUUCUGAAGGCCAAGGCAUUUCAACUAGCCUUUUUUCUGUAUCUUCCAUACUAUUUAAUAUAUCUAGCUUUUAAUUAAUACCGAAGUGAUUCUAUGUAUCUGAAAGGCUAAAUCCAGGAAAAUUAUUUUAUUGGAGCAAUGAAAUCAAGUUUUAUAACUGUAAAAUUAUUUAAUGUCUUCAUCCCAAUAAUGGAGACCAGUCACAGAUGUUUAUACUGAAAUCUGGUCUAUCAAGAAGCAAAAGAGGAAAGGAGAGCUUAGAUGGUCUAUUUUUACUUCGUUAUUCAGAACAAGGUAUUUAACGCUUACCACAUCAUCUAGGUCACAGUUACGUCACCAGGAGUUUGUUGAGACAAGACUGUAACAGCAGAUCAUGUUACUCUACAGUCAGGUUUGGAGAAAUAGUUGUUAUGUGUGUUUUCUGAAGGCUAAAGCUAAGACUUGAAUUUACUUUCUUAGAACUUUAAAGUCUUCUAAAAAAAUUGUGUACCAUAACACCAUGUAAAAUACCUCAAGCAGAUUAAUGUUCAAUAAAAUAGCCUGGAUUAUUUUU